This is a messenger RNA of Oryza brachyantha (malo sina), 1803 nucleotides long. RefSeq lists its product as uncharacterized. The record is from RefSeq and is a predicted model, not a curated record. NCBI's taxonomy places the organism in Eukaryota, Viridiplantae, Streptophyta, Magnoliopsida, Poales, Poaceae. The transcript has 3 exons. The coding region runs from base 151 to 1002 and encodes 283 amino acids.
CUCACCUCCACAUGGUCAUCCGCUCCCGGCCGCCGGCGUCCACCGAAGCCGGCCGCCGCGGUUGUCGCGCGACGAGCUUCCCGGCGGCGAGCUGCUGCUGUGCUGGUCGGCCUUGACAUAUGAAAGUAUAGCUGGUACAGAUGGUCGGCAAUGGAGGUGUUCGAGGACGCGCACUUCGUCCGGCUCCGGUGCUCCGUCGUCCGCCGCGGCAAAUACCUCGCCGCGGAGGACGACGGCCGGCGGGUCUGCCUGUCCGCGCAGCGGGGCGCGCACAACACGGUGUGGGCCGUCGAGCACGUCACGGGCGACGUCCCCGGCGCCGCGCAGGGCCCCUACGUCCGCCUCCGGGGCGCCUACGGGCGGUACCUCGUCGCCACCGACCUCCAGGCGCGGGCGGGCCCCGCCCACGGCGUCACCGCCGAGCAGCGCGACGCCGACCACCACCCGACGCCCCCCGGGUGGGCAUGGCAGGCGCUCCCCCGCAGGAGCUCCCUCCUCCUCCGCAACGGCACCGGGCGCUACCUCCGCGGCAACGGCAGGUACCUCCGGUGGCGCACCGCCGUCACCGUCGCCGGCGACAACGCCAGCCCGAUGAUGCUGUGGACGGUGGAGGUCGUCCCGCCCAAGCCCGGCCGCGUCACCCUCGUCGAUCCGCCGGCCCAGCUGAUCCGGCGGCGGCGAGGUCCGGCGACGGAGCGGGAGACGGAGAGGGUGGUGCGGUUCGUGCGGGCGGACGAGAGCGGCGAGUUCGAGGAGAGCGAGUGGGUGUCGAUGCGGGUGAGCAGCAACAGCCUGAUGCACCUGCGGCUGACGCUGGCGAACCGGCUAGGGCAGAACAGGGACGCGCUCCACACCACCAUCUGCGUCCGCGCCGGCGCCUACGCCCGCCUCUCCCCUCUCCUCGUCGACCUGCCCAUCGGCAACGACCGCAUCGACGUCGUCGUCGUCUCGCACGGCACACCAGUGGAUGAUGAGUUGAAGUACCCCUGUGUGGAUGCUUGAUGUAGAACAAGAAGCCAGCAAAUCAUGGUGCCAUGCAUGAAAGUAGCUAGGACAGCAACCAGUACUUGAAAAUUAAUCUGGCAUCCUACAGAUGGAAGUACAGAAGAUUAAGAGACAGGUGUUAGGAUUUAAUAUGUUCUUUUGGCAUCACUUGGAUCAGUGCUGGGGAUUAAUUAGUUGGGCUGAUAACCACCAUUUCUUCAGUGUACGCAGCGUAUAUUCUCGGUCUGGUAAUUGGUCGAUAUGCAUGUACCGGAGACAGGUAUUAAUUGGAGACGAAGGCAUUAGGCCGGGCACAACUUGUCCAAGUGUUUAGCGUAUCAUAACGUAGAAUAUGUAGCAAUUAAUUAAGCAAUAUAUGUACUAGUUUGAUAGAAAUUGGUGUGUCAGGAUAGAAAGGGCCUGUUUAGGGGAGUUUUUCUCAGCUGCAGCUUCUCCCAAAAGCUGCUUCUGUUAGAAGCUGCCCAAAACGGUCCACAGUUUCUGAGAUACAGAUUCUAAAGAUGAACUAACAAUCCAUUAGCUGAAGAAGCUGUGUUUAGGAGCUUUUUCAGAUUGUCAAAAGCUGGCUAUCAAACAGCUGCUUCUUAGAAUCUAAAGCUCUCUCAAACAGCCCUAAAGGUUCGGUAUCCCAGGACAGGAUCAGCCAUAUCGCAUGAGUCAGUAGAUUGUGUAUUAAUGAAUAGAACAAUUAAAUUAUCCUUUUUAUUGUAUAAUUGUCCGAUUGUUGGUGUGUGUCUAUAUAUAUAUGUCUAUUGGAGAUGUAUUAGACUUGAAAAGGAAAUGUCUAUUGUGUAUAAA